GCUGAGCUGGGCUGGGCUGGGCUGGGCUGGGCAACGUUGAUGAGCUGUUGAAUACUGUAUCGUCAGUCAAACAUUUGACUUUUUCCCCCAGCCUCCUCAAUUUAUUUUAUCCAAUUCAACUCUUGGGGUCCGACGAGCGGUGGCCAUCUGCCGUGCGAUCUGUAAUUUACCAGCUUUGACUCCCGCCAAAAAAGACGCCGACCGAGACAUUGUGUCAGCGCUGGGCACCCAACGGUUUGUGAGAUGAGAUGAAGUGUGAUUAGGGACAGGAAGGAAAUUUGAUAUGAUGAUGAUGACGGAAUUGGCGAUCAAGAUGUUGUUGGUUUGAGAGAAAGUGAGGAAUGAGAACGAAAGAGGAACAAACGAAUGAAAGCAGAACACACGAUCACGACCCGGUUACGCCCACCCCAGCGCAGCGCCAGCAGCCACGAUCUCUCCGCAGAACUCAUAUUGAAGCGACCUCUGCCGGCAUCUCACCCCCUCCGCGCGUUCGCUUUGAGCAGGAACAACGGACAAGGAGUGAAUUCGCCCAUGAUUUCGAAGACGACCUUACCUCUACACAACUAGCUUCCAGCUCGCAACAAAUCUCGCCAGAAGCUGAACGCCGACCACACCGAGCUUUACGAAUCUCAAAGAACACUGCAAGUGCGAUCUUGUAUGCUCUAGAAGAAGCUUUGCGACAUCCCAACGCCUUCACACCGGAUUUGGUCGAGGAGAACGCGCAGAUGUCCGAUCUUCUUGGUGGAGGUCCCUCGGCAUCCGCUGGAAAUGGGCGAUCGAACAAUGGCAGGACCGCACAACCUCCCCCGGGUACGACAGGCUCUCCGAGCGGCAUCAAGGGUCCUCGGGAUAUAAUGCGCGAGCGUCAGGCACGAGAAGCAAGACGGAAAGUGGAGCAGGAGCAGAAGGAGGCGCUCGAGCGCAAUCGAGCCGCAGAAGAGCAACGGCAGAUUCAAAUUGAAGAGGAGAGGAGACGAAGAACGGCUGGCGCUGCGCAGAGAGGCAGUGGGGAUACUGCACAAAGAACAUCAGGAGGCACCGCCGGCGGACCGCGGAUAUCAGACAAUUCUCAGCGAUCACAAAGAACAUCUGGUGGUGGAGCUCCAGGGAAUCCAGCUUUACAAGGAGUUGGUCAAGGGGGAAGAGCUGUUGGUGGGGGUGAAAGUGCGGGCGGCAAUCGACCAAGACCAUCGCAAGCCCCAUCACAGCCCAGACCGGUUCAGGCUGAAGCACGUGAAGGACGGGCAAAAGCAGAAGCGGGUAGCUCUGCGGGUCCUUCUGGAACACAACCAACUGCUGGAGCUGGUACAACCAGGUCUUCUUUUCCUCAUGCAUUUGAGCGAUGGGAGACAUUGUCUGCUCAUUGGGAGGGUUUGACAUCAUUCUGGAUUCGACGACUUGAGGAGAAUAGUAUUGAGGUCAAUCGCGAUCCUCUGUCUCAACAACUGUCGAGACAAGUUACAGAUCUUUCAGCUGCCGGAGCAAAUCUAUUCCAUGCAGUUGUUGAACUCCAGCGAUUGCGAGCUUCCUCAGAGCGAAAGUUUCAACGAUGGUUCUUCGAGACGAGAGCAGAGCUAGAACGAGCUCAAGAAAUCCAAGCCAUGACACAGGCAGCUCUUGAGCAAGAACGAGCAGAAAGAUCUGGUCUGAUUGAAGCAGCUGUUGCCAGAGACAGGAAUAACAAGAAUUAUGAACAGCAGAUUGCCACGUUGGAGAAGCAGGUUGCUGAAGGGAAGCGAGAGCAACAAAUAUCCAAGGAAGAGGCUCGACGUGCUUGGGAAGAGCUUGGAAGACGAGAAGAGGAUGAGCGUGAGAGAACUGCUUCAUUGCGUGAUGGACAGCCGACUCUGGUCGGUGGUGUUCAGGUUGUGCCCAUGAUGCAAGGUGUACCAAGCAGACAUGGAAGUACUCGUCAACCCCAGACAGGUACAUAUGCUGGCGAAUCUGGCAGUAGUACCCAACCUGAGGGACCAGUCGAUGAAGGUGGCUACUCGGAGUAUGUUCGAGGUCAACGAGAGCCAGCUGAUCCAUUUACCACGACCACAACUGGAACAUCCUCUCGUCAAACUCCUGCCACAUACCCAGGGACACAUCCAGCAUUCACCAACUCCUCACCUCAAGGAGCAGCACCAGCCGUGCAACCAGCAUCGACCUCAGGGUUCUAUCAGCAGCAUCAAGGAACUUCACUUCAUCCCACAGAGGCUGAACGCAAUCCUUCACCAGCCGCCUUCUCCGAAGAGGAGUAUGAGAUCGACUCCCAAGGUCAAUUCAUCCGAGACUCUCGCGGCAACAAAGUCCGCUACCAAGCCCCAGCAUCAGACGAAGAUGAUGACGAAUACGAUGUCGCUGAACAACGAGAACGUGAAAUCGCCAAUCUCGCUCGAUAUGGUCAGACUUCUUCUGGACCAGCAGCAGUUACAACAGCUGGUAGAACUUCCGGACCAACGAGUGCUCCAAGCAUGGGACCUCCAGUUGAUUACACCGGAUCAGCGUAUGAUAGUGCACCCGCUGAGUGGGCUGCUGUUCCAAGACACCAUCAUCCAACCCGACUGAGUGAUGUGCUGGAGGAGGAUGAGAGGAGUAGGACGAGUGCCAGCCAGGUUAGUCGGAGAGACUAA
This is a messenger RNA of Mollisia scopiformis, 2618 nucleotides long. RefSeq lists its product as uncharacterized. The record is from RefSeq and is a predicted model, not a curated record. The transcript is spliced from 2 exons. Lineage: Eukaryota; Fungi; Ascomycota; Leotiomycetes; Helotiales; Mollisiaceae. The coding region runs from base 342 to 2618 and encodes 758 amino acids.